AUGUAUUUCAAUUGCUAUAUGUUUAGAUAUCUAAUCAUAUGGAUUCUUUCCAUAACUCUUGUCUAUGGAGGAAGAACUUUUACAUUGGAACUAACCAAAAGUGCAGCCUGCUUUCAAAUUCAACAUGCCAAACUGAACGCAGCUAUUAAAAUACAAAAUUUAAGAUCAGAAUCUCCAGCAAUUCCAUAUUGUAUUUUUGAAUUAGAUGAUAUGAACAAAUAUAUCAAUAUACCAACGAUAUUUGACUUUUUAGAAAGAAAUUUUAGUAUAGAAAGAAAUAUCAGUAUAGAAGAAUCAGAUUUUUUAUUUUUGGAUGAAUAUGGUCGACUUGAAAUAAGGUUACAAUUGAAUGAAUCCGCUCCACAUGCUGAAAGUGACACAGCACAUUAUGGGUUUAUUGAAUCUGAUACGAUAAUUUCAAUUCCAAGAGAUGGAUAUUAUUGUAUUUAUUUCCCUUGGGUAGGUCAGGGCGCCUCUAUAAUGCCAGGUUAUUUUGAAAUUGAUAUCUCAAUUGUCAACGAAGGAUUCCAUAUAUUGUUUUCGUGGAUGAUACUUUGUAUUGUUAUAAUAAUAUACUAUUGCUCAAUUGUUAAAGGUGAAACUUUUGCUCAAUAUUCAAAAUUUACUAAGCUAGUUCUUUACUUUUAUCUUGCAACAGCUUUAAGGAAAUCUAUUUUAGCAUUAAUCGAAACAACAACUCCUUUUGAUAGCUCUAAAACCAUACGUCAAGAAAUAAUUUCCUAUUUUAUAAAUCUUAGUUCAUCACUUAUCAACCUAUAUAUUGGAUGGAUUCAUACUAUAACGUUUAUGGGGCAAGGUUCACUAUAUAGAUCUACAAUGCCUUCAUUUGUGCUACUUAAAUCAACAAUAGCAGUCAUUUUACAGUUAUUAACCAAUUUUCCGAAACUUUCAUUUGAUAGUUCCGAAGUUACGUUUGGUGGAUUAGCGUUCUUUUAUGGUCCUAGAAUAGUAGCCGAUGAAUGCAUCCCAAUGCUUAGGAAUAUGACAUACUAUAUCUUUUAUGAUGAAUAUGAUUAUUUCCUCAGUCUAUUUUUAGAUUUAACCAAGAUUUUGUUUCCGAUUAUAUAUUUUAUCUUAGCAUUGGGUUAUUCUAUUUCAACUUACGGAUCCUUAAAAAGACAAGGGAAAUUGGGCAUGGGCAUUAUGAAGAAAUUUAAAGCAUGUUGUUUAUUUUUCUUUAUUGGUCCUUUACUUGAUGUCAUAAAUUGUUGCAAUUUCAAGCUAAGAUCAGAUUUAAUUAAAAUUCGAAACGUGAGUGAACUAAUUAAUGUAUUUAACUCUGUUCAAGACCUUGAUCUAUAUGUUGUUUACAAUUAUUUUCAUUUAUUAGUAUUUUGGAUGAUUUGGGUCAAUGUCAAGUACGAAGAUGAAUUUGAAUAUGAAAUUAAAGAGAAACCAUUGUCAGAGAUAUGA
Molecule: messenger RNA, 1434 nt
Organism: Scheffersomyces coipomensis
Lineage: Eukaryota; Fungi; Ascomycota; Pichiomycetes; Serinales; Debaryomycetaceae
Exons: 1
Coding region: 1-1434 (477 amino acids)
Source: RefSeq, a predicted model, not a curated record